Molecule: messenger RNA, 933 nt
Organism: Cercospora beticola
Lineage: Eukaryota; Fungi; Ascomycota; Dothideomycetes; Mycosphaerellales; Mycosphaerellaceae
Product: zinc metalloprotease
Molecular function (GO): metallopeptidase activity
Source: RefSeq, a predicted model, not a curated record
AUGAGGGGCUUCACUUUCGCCUCCUUGGCGACACUGUUGUCCCUGGCUUUCGCAGCCAACAAGCCCGAUGCCAAUGGCAUAUCAACUUUCGUUGACCCUGUCACGAAUCAAACAAUCCGCCGUUUCGACUGCGGGACCACACGUGCCAAAGCUUCUACGCACUUCAACGAAACCAUCCGCUUCCUCGCCCGCAAUGGCCGUCGUCCAACCGGUGUUUCGCGCCUUUUCAAACGCGCAGCCGUAACACCCGCCAUAACAGUAAACACCUACCUCCACCUCCUCACCACAACCGCCAACGCCGGAACCCUCACAACCGAAAUGGCGAACGCCCAAGUCGCCGCCUUAAACAAAGCCUACAACCCCAUCGGAAUCACCUUCAACCUCAUCAACGUCUCCACAACCGUCAACGACGCCUGGGCCAUCGCCGACGGAAACGACAUGGACGACGCGAAAAAAGCCCUCCGGAGUGGCAAAUACCGUGACCUCAACCUCUACUUCCACUCCGAUUUCGCCGGCGGCAUCCUCGGAACAUGUACCCUCCCCUCCCUCGUCACAGCCCAAACCCAGGUCUCGCAAUACUACUCCGACGGCUGCAACAUCAACGCCGCCACAAUGCCCGGCGGUUCCAUGGACGGGUAUAAUAUGGGUAUGACAGCUGUUCACGAAACGGGACAUUGGUUGGGAUUACUUCAUACGUUUGAAGGGUAUAGUUGUGAAGGUGAGGGGGAUUUGAUCAGUGAUACUCCGGCGCAGAGUACGAGUACGGAUGGGUGUCCGGUUAAGCCGCCGAAGGAUAGUUGUCCGACGAAGACGGGGGUGGAUGCGAUUCAUAAUUAUAUGGAUUAUUCGAGUGAUGAGUGUUAUAGUCAGUUUACCCCCGGGCAGGUUUCGAGGAUUCAGACGCUUUGGCAGACUUAUAGGGAGGGGUUCUGA